AUGGCAAGAACCUUUAGCGUCCUCACAGCUUUAUUCGCCGCCUACGUCUCUGGCGCAUCUCUCGGCGAGCGGAAUGGCAUCUACAGCAGCUGCAAGUCAUACGAUGACACUUACGACAAUAUCGCCGUCCUCACAGGAACGUUACCACAACUCAACCCUAUAACACUAUACAACGGCCUCACUUACGAAGCCUGGCAAACGUCCCAACCUACGAACGGUGUCAUAGCGCACUCCAAGCCCAACGUCGCCGCCGCGGCGAUGGAAGGCGACCUUGUCCAGCUCGGAGUCGUCACGCUCAACCCCUUCGGCAGCAUGACCCUCGCUCCAGGCACAAAAGCCUUCGAUGCAAAGUCCUUCUUCUUUGGCUGCGUGGUAGACCUCGAGCAAGCUGCUGCCACCAUCUCCUCUGGCUGCACAAUCUCCGUGACGGCCUUUACCAUAUACGGGCAACAGGUGCCAGUGGCAACUUUCGCAUUCGCCCCUACCAUGGAGAUAGGGAAUCCGUUGACCUUCGCUCAAUUGCCGAGCACGUUCAGCCUGCUCAAGAACAUUACGUUUGGCAUUGCGGACGCGAGCGUGGCGACGGCGCAGACCGUGUUGGAUAUUGACGACUUCGUUCAUUGCAACUACUCGUGAUGGUGACGGACACAAGUGUGAAAAGCAGAUUAUGAGAGCGCUUGCUACUACUCUUUCACGCACAUCAUGUUCGUUUCUAGAAUGUAGUAUAAUGCUUACCGU
Messenger RNA from Baudoinia panamericana UAMH 10762, 738 nucleotides. RefSeq lists its product as uncharacterized. The transcript is spliced from 3 exons. Lineage: Eukaryota; Fungi; Ascomycota; Dothideomycetes; Mycosphaerellales; Teratosphaeriaceae. The record is from RefSeq and is a predicted model, not a curated record. Bases 1 to 636 code for a protein of 211 amino acids.